GGGUACAAGUGAGACUAAUGCAAAACUCUAGUAUCAGGCUCACAAGCCCCGCCUGCCUGACUGAUGAAAGAAAGUAAAACACAAUACCAGCACAGCUAAAGGGGGUGAAUACUCUCACAGAACGUUGCACUUCAUUUUACUCGCACGAUAUUGAUGGAAUCGCCUCUCUCCUUUUUUUCAUUUUUUAUUUUGUUGGCUCCCCUUGUGGCUUUCAGUUGCCAAGGUUAGCUGUGGAGGAGAUGGAUUGUAAUGAGCCCUAGUUCUCACACUGGCGACCCCACAGCAGCUGACGCACUCUGAACACCAAUGUGACACUUGCAACUGGCCGGCAGUCGCCAAUGAUUCGCAGGUGCAAGAAACGGAGGCUGGAGGGGCAUCUCUUGCUACUUGGGGAACGAUGUCUGCUGUAAAGAAGAGAAAGGCUGCGCUGGUGAUGAAGUGAGACUCAAGCCACAUGGCAGCUCUACUCUUGCCCCGACCCCUCUCCUAGGCUCGGCUAUGGAAGCUUUAAACAACACGACCGCUCUCGCUUCAGAGACGGCCAAUGCCACCGAAUUGGAGGAGGUCGCCCUGAGUUAUCAGAUCGUCACUUCUCUCUUUCUCGGGACGCUCAUUCUCUGCGCGAUUUUUGGCAACGCGUGUGUGGUCGCGGCCAUCGCCUUGGAAAGGAGUUUGCAGACCGUGGCCAACUAUCUCAUAGGCUCCCUGGCUGUCACCGACCUGAUGGUGUCGGUGCUGGUGUUGCCCAUGGCUGCCCAAAACCAAGUACUGAACAAGUGGACUCUGGGGCAGGUAACGUGCGAUAUCUUUAUCUCAUUGGACGUGUUGUGUUGCACCUCGUCUAUUUUGCACCUGUGCGCUAUUGCGCUGGACCGUUACUGGGCGAUCACCGACCCCAUCGACUACGUGAAUAAGCGAACUCCCCGGCGAGCCGCUGUGCUCAUCAGUAUAACGUGGAUUGUAGGCUUCUCCAUCUCCAUACCCCCCAUGCUCGGCUGGAGGACCCCAGAAGACAGGUCCGACCCCAACGCGUGCAGAAUCAGCGAAGACCCCGGUUACACUAUUUACUCCACUUUUGGGGCGUUUUACAUCCCGCUGAUCCUCAUGCUGGUGCUGUACGGGAAGAUAUUCAAGGCAGCGCGCUUCAGGAUCCGAAAAACUGUCAAGAAAGCGGAAAAAAAGAAAGUCGCUGACACUUGCUUGUCGGUGUCGCCGGCAAUCGCCGAAAGGAAAAGCAACGGGGAACCCAACAAGAACUGGAAGAGGUCGGUGGAGCCCAAGCCCAGCAGCUGUGUCAAUGGGGCAAUAAGACACGGGGAGGAGGGGGCUGUGCUGGAAAUUAUUGAGGUGCACCAUUAUGUCAACUCUAAAUGCCACCUGCAACUGCCAAACCAUGAUCACCACCUGGCAGUUGCCCCUUGCAAAAACGACACAGCGACUGAAGCAAAAAGGAAAGUGGCUCUGGCCAGGGAACGUAAAACAGUCAAGACCUUAGGUAUAAUAAUGGGCACGUUCAUCCUGUGCUGGUUGCCCUUCUUCAUAGUUGCCCUUGUUUUGCCUUUCUGUGAAACCUGCCACAUGCCACCCUUGUUGUUCGAUGUCAUCAACUGGCUGGGCUACUCCAACUCCCUGCUCAACCCCAUCAUCUAUGCUUACUUUAAUAAGGAUUUCCAAAGUGCUUUUAAGAAAAUCAUCAAGUGCAAAUUCUGUAGACAGUGAACAACAAACCCCCCUUGGUAUUUUUUUGUCUGACUCUCAUCCUAUGCCAACAUCCACCCCUGCUGCCCUCGUUAUUCCAUCAUGGAAGAGGGUUCAACAGGAUCAGCACUUGGCAACUUUGGGGGAUAAAAAAGGACCUUCAUUGGCCAAACAGAGGAGCAAGUACCUUGUAACAUACGGCUGCCUUGUGUCUCACAUUAGACAUUAAAUUACUUUCUUAUUUCUCAGUAUGGUCAUUAAAUUAUUUACUAUUGAAAGUCUUCUGAAUCUCUUUCCCCAGGAUUAAGUGCUGAAGUGAUUAUACGGGAUAGGAGAAAAUGUCAGGACAGAAUGGUACAGUAACAAUGAAAGCGCCCCCAGCCAUGGGCAUCACAUAAGAGGUGGUAACCCAGUCCCAUGGGCAGGUAGUGUGAGAAGGUUUAUGCAGACGUGACCUCUGUAAGCCAUAUUGAGCAACAUGAUCCAAGCCAUCCUAUGCAUAAAACUCAGCUCUCACUGCUUAUUAUUAAAAAAAACAGAAGCAAGAUUGUCUUGAGAAACACUAGAACAGUGAGUAUUGUGUGUAGAAAUGUAAUCCUGAGCUGAAUGUACAGUAUGACAUCACAGUAUUUGCUGGUUACAUCACAGGUUUAUUCGAAAUAAACUUUGCUCUACCGUGCAAAAUCGAUCAUCA
Messenger RNA from Xenopus laevis (African clawed frog), 2392 nucleotides. RefSeq names its product 5-hydroxytryptamine (serotonin) receptor 1A, G protein-coupled S homeolog (gene htr1a.S). Gene Ontology annotation, cellular component: plasma membrane; membrane. The transcript has a single exon. The record is from RefSeq and is a predicted model, not a curated record. Bases 499 to 1719 code for a protein of 406 amino acids. Gene Ontology annotation, molecular function: G protein-coupled receptor activity; G protein-coupled serotonin receptor activity. Lineage: Eukaryota; Metazoa; Chordata; Amphibia; Anura; Pipidae. Gene Ontology annotation, biological process: regulation of behavior; G protein-coupled serotonin receptor signaling pathway; adenylate cyclase-activating adrenergic receptor signaling pathway.